Drosophila elegans is the source of this 1203-nucleotide messenger RNA. Its product is annotated as protein THEM6. The transcript has 2 exons. NCBI's taxonomy places the organism in Eukaryota, Metazoa, Arthropoda, Insecta, Diptera, Drosophilidae. The record is from RefSeq and is a predicted model, not a curated record. Bases 212 to 793 code for a protein of 193 amino acids.
UCUACAAUCUGCGGUCUUCAGUCGUCUGUGGCCUUGCUUAGUCAACGGUUGUGUUGUCGCGUACCGCUCCGCCCGAUUUUGCCGCCUGCACCUGUACCGCCCUCGCCGCUCGUCCCGCUUUUUGUUAGUGUGUUUGGCUGAGCUGAACGACCGACUGCACAUGUAAGUAGAUUCUUUCCAGUGGGAACAGAGUAAAUCUAAAGAUACCGAGAUGUCGUGGCUGGUGGUGCUGCUGAUCCUGUACGUGAUCUGGGAUGUCAACUACUUCAUCCGCUGCGUGUUCACGGUGUUCGCGGGUCGGCUGUUCCAGCGGAAGCGCAAGGUGACGGACACCACGACGAUCUACGGGCUGUGCACAUCGCAGGACGUGGACAUCUUCAUCCGGCACAUGAACAAUGCGCGGUACCUGCGCGAGCUGGACUUCGCCCGCUUCCACUUCUACGCGCUGACGGGCCUGUACGAGCGGAUCCGCGAGCGCCGCGGCGGAGCGGUCCAGGGAGCCAGCAGCGUGCGCUACCGCCGCACCAUCCCCAUCUUCCACCCGUACAAGAUCCAGACCAAGCUGGUCUGGUGGGACGACAAGGCCAUCUACCUGGAGCAACAGUUCGUCACCCUCUCCGACGGCUUUGUGCGGGCGGUGGCCAUGUCCAAGCAGAACAUCACCAACUGCAACGUGCUGGAGGUGCUGAAGACCUAUCCGGAGACCGCCCAGCGACCGGAGAAGCCCGAGGAACUCAAGCUCUGGCUGGACGCCAUCGAAUUGUCCAGCCAGAAGCUGCGCAAGGACAAGUGAGCUUGUGGAGAUCUGGGAUAACUCUUACUCUUGCCUCACUGUCUUAGACAUGUAAUCUCCUUCUUUUUUUUUUGAGUGCACUUUGAAGAAAUAUCAGUACACCAGUACACCUGUUUUUUUCACAACUUAAGUCAAAAGCCACAUUAAAGCGCAGACAUCAUAAACUAUUAUGUUUUGUAAAUGCUAUAUAUUUUUUAUAUAAAUAAUAAUAUCAAUACAUUUGUAACAUAAAUAAUUCAAAAAAAUUCACUGUUUGCAUACACGUAUAUAAGAAGUUCGUUAACAAUAUAAUAUUUUUUGUAAUGAUAUGUUUGUUCACAGUGUUUUAGUUAUAAUAUAUAAUUUGUGUAAUAAUAUUUCUUAAAUGGAAUGGCCGAAGCUUUUUAAAUAUAGUUUUUUUACAAAUUAAA